Fomitopsis serialis is the source of this 624-nucleotide messenger RNA. RefSeq lists its product as uncharacterized. Gene Ontology annotation, molecular function: protein binding. The record is from RefSeq and is a predicted model, not a curated record. The coding region runs from base 1 to 624 and encodes 207 amino acids. The transcript has a single exon. NCBI's taxonomy places the organism in Eukaryota, Fungi, Basidiomycota, Agaricomycetes, Polyporales, Fomitopsidaceae.
AUGGCAUCUGAGUUGGAUCAACUACGGACGCCCUCGCCCCUUCCUGCUGAUGUACUUGUGCGCCUCCACCCUCAAGACCCUUCGGAUAUGCGGGACUGGCUGGUCAAAAUCAGCGUUAUCGUCAACUCGACCGUACCCGUCAACCAGUUGCCGCCUGAAUUGCUCACGGAGAUCCUGCAAAUCUUACGAACCGACUGUCCUCGCGACUGGUCGUUCGUCGCCGUACUGCUGGUCUGCCGACAUUGGUAUCAUGCCGCAGUCUCCUCGUCACGUUUGUGGACGAAGAGUGCGCGCGGCAUGCCACUUCCACUCGUGGAGACGUACUUGCGCCGAUCACGCAGGGCUGGUCUUUCACUUCAAGUUGACACGCAGGCGAAAUGCCCCGAGGAUUCUCAGGACGCCCUCCUGAACAUGCUCUUCCCCCAUUUCGAUCGAGUCACCCAUUUGGAGACAUACAGCUCCCAGCCAUACAUCAAGCAUCACAUGAGGCGACUGUCAUUUCUCUCCCUUCAUCACGACUUUUCCGUGCACCAAUCCUCCUCUACUAUCAUCGUACAUGGGGCACCAGAUGCCGGCAUGCUCAUGUAUGAAUCCCUGUGGUUAGCACAAAUGGAUCAUACAUAA